AUGACAGAUCUUAGUGAUUCUAAACAAUCAACAAUCGCUAGUCUAGACGACAAGAGUGAGAAGAUCACACGUAUUACAUCAAUUGAAAUGGACAAAAAAUGCGAUCUCCAGGAGAUUGAAACUCUGCCUCCAGUUAAAUCCACGGAUGAUAGCGAUCAAGACACCUCUGACAAGAAAGCAGCAAAAAAAAAGAAAGCGCGCUCACUGCCAAUUUGGUCUCUUUUCCGAUAUGCCACCAUUUCAGACAAGUUCAUGAUUUUUAUUGCCACCAUCUUCUCCGUUUGCAUAGGAGCAAUUCAGCCUGCAUCUAUCAUCAUCCUUGGAAAAUUCUUGACCAACCUUCAGACGGCCUUGCUCACACCUUCAACUGUCCUUGAUUCUUCAAUGAACUUGAUCCUCGUUUACGUAUAUCUGGGAACAGCUGUCACAAUUGCUGCCUACGUAUCUAAUGCAUUCUGGGUGCUCAGUGGUGAAAACCAGACCCGCCGAAUUCGUCUAAAGUAUGUCCACGCCAUCCUUCGUCAAGACAUGACCUGGUUUGACAAGGCUGAAGAUGGUUCUCUCACUACCCGCUUGGCCGCAGACACUCAAAUGAUCCAGGAUGGCACCUCUGAAAAAUUUGGUCUCUUUGUUAAAUCGAUUGCUCAAUUUCUUACCGGCUUUAUUAUCGCAUUUACUCAAGGAUGGCGUCUUGCUGUGGUUAUGCUGGCAACUGUACCUGUCUUGGUUGGCGUGGGCAGUGCUAUGGGUUUCUUUAUCUCAAAGUACACACUUGAAACCCAGGAUUCUUAUGCCAAGGCCGGUUCGGUUGCAGAGCAAGCGUUUUCUGGUAUCCGUACAGUCUACUCCUUCUCCCUUCAAACCCGUUUCUCUAACCUCUACAACAAGAAGCUUCAGGAUGCCAGAAAAGGCGGAAUUAAGUCAGGAAUAGCGCUUGGUGUUGGACUUGGUUUUUUUAUGUUUACCAUAUUUGCUACAUACGCUCUUGCUUUCUGGUAUGGUGGCCAGCUUGUUAUCAAAGGCCAGAUCAACGGUCCUACUGUUCUCGUAGUCUUUAUGUCUAUGAUCACUGGUGCAAUGUCUCUUUUGCAAAUGCCACCAAACCUGUCUGCUGUAUCUAGUGCCUGUGGUGCUGCUUACAAGAUCUAUUCAACCAUUGAACGUGUUCCUGAGAUUGACCCAGACUCUCCCCUAGGCAGUCAACCAGCCAAGAUUACUGGAGAUAUCGAGUUCCGCAACGUUAAAUUCACUUACCCCACCCGUCCUGAUGUACCCAUCCUCAAGAAUCUCAACCUCAAAAUCCGCCCAGGUCAGACUGUUGCCUUUGUCGGUCCUUCUGGCUCCGGAAAGUCCACAAGUGUCCAGCUUCUCCAGCGCUUUUAUGAUCCCAUUGAUGGUCAGGUUCUGCUUGAUGGCGAGGAUCUCAAGUCUUACAACGUUGCAUGGUUACGCACACAGAUUGGCGUUGUCAGCCAGGAGCCUGUAUUGUUUAACAUGACUAUUCGCAAGAACUUACUUAUGGGCACAUUCCGCGAUGUCCCCAAUGAGGAGAUGAUCGAAGCAUGCAAGAAAGCAAACUGUCACUCUUUUAUCUCUGAAUUACCUGAAGGCUACAACACUCUUGUUGGUGAGCAUGGAGGUAUGCUUUCCGGUGGUCAGAAGCAGCGUGUUGCUAUUGCCCGUGCUAUUAUCAAGAACCCCUCGAUCUUACUACUGGAUGAAGCCACCUCUGCUCUUGAUACCCAAUCUGAACGUCUGGUCCAGAAAGCAUUAGAUGCCGCAGCUGCCGAUCGUACAACCAUCGUUAUUGCCCAUCGUCUCUCUACCAUUCGUAGAGCUGACUUGAUUGUUGUCAUGGAUAAAGGUGAUCUCGUUGAACAAGGUACUCACAAUGAGUUGCUCGCCCUAAAUGGUGUUUACGCUGGACUCGUUGCCAAGCAGCAAAUUGCUACCACUCAAAUUGGACAUGUCGAAGAAGAAAUCGAUGACGAAGAACUUUUGAAGCAAGAAACCAUGGAAUUAAAGAAAGAACAAGCAAACCAGCAAGAAUUCAAGGCUACUUUGGAAAAGGUUCCAUCUCACUUUGUCACUACAUUAUUAUCCAACUCCCUAUCCAGAGUCAACACAAACAUUUCUGUCGACGCAUUUGAACUCAAGCUUAAAAGACACAGGGAAGGCAAGAAGGCUGUCAUGCAAAAGUCUGCCCCUGUUUGGAGAGUUCUUAAAAUGAUGCGCCCCGAAUGGCACUUGCUUUUCAUUGGUCUGUGGGGUGCUGUCUUUGCUGGUGGUGUUUUCCCUUGUUUCUCUAUCGUCUUUUCCCGUGUCACCGUCAUUCUGUCAUUUACUCCCGAGAAUAUUGCACCUGGACCUUUCCAGGGUGCCAAUCUAUAUGCAUUUAUCUUUGUUGUUCUUGGUAUAAUAGCCUUCAUCGGAUUCACCGCCCAGAUUGUUUCCUUUGAGGUUGCUGGUGAGCGUUUCACCGAACGCCUUCGUGGUCAGAUUUUUGCAGGCCUGUUGCGUCAAGAGAUUGGAUAUUAUGAUGACCCAGAACAUAGUCUUGGAGCAUUAACCACCAAGCUUGCCGUUGACUCGAAGAAUGUAAAUCAAAUGAUUACCAGAGCAUGGGGAGAUAUUGCUCAAAUUAUCGCAACCAUUAUAACUGGUUUCUCGAUUGCUUUCUCCCAAAGCUGGCUUUUUGCAUUGAUUAUUUGCUGUAUGGGUCCCUUUAUUUUUGGCGCAGCUUAUUAUGAGUCAGAGCUAGAGUGUGGAUUCGAAGACAAGACCAAAAAGGCCAACGAACAGAGCGGUGAAGUCGCCGGUGAGGCUAUCAAGGAAAUUCGCACAGUUGCUGCUCUCAACAAACAAAUCCAUUUUGAAGAAAAGUAUUACAAGGCUACCGAGCAUCCUCAUAAACUUGCUCAGCGUAAGGCACUCACUGCAUCCCUUGGUUAUGGCCUUCAGCAAGGCAUCAGUCUUUUUACCAAUGCCGUUGGUUAUUAUGCCGGUAUGCGCUUGAUUUCGGAAGGCAGAAUCAACUUCCAGCAGAUGUUUACAACCAUGCUGGGUAUCAUGCUUACCGCAGAAGGUAUCGGCCGUGGAAGUGUUUUUAUCCGUACUUUUGCCAAGGCCAAGUACGCUGCCAUUUCUUCUUUUGAGAUCCUUGACCGUAUUCCAUCGAUUGAUCCAGAGCUUGAAGGUGUUGAGCCUGCCUCGUCUCAGAUUGCUGGAGAUAUUAAGUUUGAAGACAUUACCUUCCGUUAUCCUGCCCGUCCUAAUAUCUCCAUCUUCGACGGUGAAUUCAAUCUUAAAGGAAAGGCUGGUCAAACCAUUGCUCUUGUUGGUGCUUCCGGAUGUGGCAAGUCUACUACUAUUGGUAUGCUUCAGCGCUGGUAUGACCCUAUCACUGGUACAGUCCGUCUCGAUGACAACAAUGUGAAAAACUAUUCGCUUGGAAAUCUUCGUAGCCAUAUGUCCUUGGUUGGUCAGGAACCAGUUUUGUUUGAUAUGACUAUUGGUGAAAACAUCCGUUUUGGUGUUGAUGAAGACAAGACUAUUAGUCAAGAUAUGGUUGAAGAGGUUUGCCGUGCUGCCAACAUUCACACGUUUAUUACCAGCUUACCACAAGGUUAUGACACUCGUGUUGGUGACAAGGGAUCUCAGCUAUCCGGUGGACAAAAGCAACGUAUUGCAAUUGCUCGUGCCUUGAUCCGUAAACCACGAGUACUACUUUUGGACGAAGCUACUUCUGCCCUGGAUUCCGAGUCAGAGAAGCUGGUACAAGCUGCUAUCGAUAACAUCUUGGAAGAAGGUGGUCGUACUACAAUUACCAUUGCACAUCGUCUGUCUACUAUCCAAGGAGCAGAUCUUAUUUGUGUUGUAAAAGGUGGCCGCGUUGUUGAGCAAGGCACUCAUUGGGAAUUACUUAAAUUGAAUGGUGCUUACAGUAGUCUAGUUCACCAGCAGUCUCUGAAUGCCAACUAA
Molecule: messenger RNA, 3981 nt
Organism: Phycomyces blakesleeanus NRRL 1555(-)
Lineage: Eukaryota; Fungi; Mucoromycota; Mucoromycetes; Mucorales; Phycomycetaceae
Exons: 3
Coding region: 1-3981 (1326 amino acids)
Biological process (GO): transmembrane transport
Cellular component (GO): membrane
Molecular function (GO): ATP binding; ABC-type transporter activity; ATP hydrolysis activity
Source: RefSeq, a predicted model, not a curated record